AAAGAAUUAAAGCAAAGGUCAUAAAGGAGAGCGCAUGUGAUUGCAGCGUAUAGCUGUCGGAAUUUGACAGUCACAAAUACAACUUCUCACCCCUAACCUCACUUUCCACUUUCCCCUAAACACACACUCCUCUGUUAGUGUUGAAACCCUCGCUUCCCAAGCAAGAUGGUCUGAGUACUCCCUCCGCUGCCGCCGAUCGCCUCCGUUCAAUUCGUCCUCCGGCCCUCAUUUGUCUCCCGAUCGAAACUUUGAACCAUGGAUGAAAACUUAUCAGCUGCCACGAUAAUGGACUCCACAGCCUCUAAGAUACAACAACUUCAGAAAGCAUUCGCUGAGCUGGAAAGCCACCGAGCCAUCACUAUGAAUUUGAAAUGGAAACAGCUUGAAGAACAUUUUCACGGGCUCCAAAAAUCUCUGAAGAGACGCUUCACUGAACUCGAAGAACAAGAGAAGGACUUUGAAACCAAAAUAUUCGAAUCCAAAGAGAUUCUGGAGAAACGUAAAGCAGCCGUUGCUGCUAAGGAGCAAACUUCGCUCGAGAGGCUUCAAGAGAAGCGAGAUGCUGCGGUCUCGUCCAUUUUAACUGCCAUGGGAAAGCAUGAGAAGCAAGAGAAUCGAGUCGAAUCGCAAGUUCUUGAGGAAAAGACACCUAACGAACAAAAACCUGCUGAAAUUACGAAUAUCGAGGUGAAGUCUUAUCCGGAGUUGGUGAAAUUGUGCCGAGAGAUGAACUCUGAGGGACUUCAUAAAUUUAUAUCUGCCAACCGUAAGGAUCUCGUCACUUUAAGAGAUGAAAUUCCUGUUGCUUUGAAGGCUGCUGCUGAUCCUUUCUCUCUCGUGUUAAACUCACUCAAGGGCUUUUAUGGAGUCGACGUGCAAAACUCGGAUUCUAAAAAGGAUUCGAAUCUCUUAGGCAUUCGCCGAACGUGCAUUAUGCUGAUGGAAUGCCUCAGCAGUUUAUUCACGAAUGUGAAUGCUGACUCGCUUUCUGAUAUUAUAUCGGAUAAUUGUAAGGAGAGGGCAAAAGCUGUUGCCGAAGAGUGGAAGCCGAAGUUGGAUUAUCUUGAUGUUGAUGCCAGCAAUGGGAAUUCCUUGGAGGCCCAUGCAUUUUUACAGCUUUUGGCUACUUUUGGAAUUAAUUCGGAUUUUGACCAGGAUUGCUUGUCCAAAUUAAUACCAAUGGUUUCGCGCCGUCGGCAAACAGCUGAAUUGUGCCGUUAUCUUGGCUUGUCAGAUAAAAUGCCAGGUGUGAUUGAUGUGUUGGUGAGGAAUGGAAGACAGAUUGAUGCUGUAAAUUUAGCUUUUGCUUUUCAACGUACCGAUCAGUUUUCACCUGUUGCAUUACUGAAAUCCUACUUGUCUGAGGCCAAAAAAGCGCCAUCUUCCCCAAAACCUGGAAAUACAUCGCCUAGUGCCUCUCCACAGGCAACCCAAAAUGACGUGAACGAGAAAGAACUGUCUGCACUCAAAGCCGUGAUCAGGUGCAUCGAAGAUCACAAAAUCGAGCAUCAGUUCCCCGUGGGCCCACUCCACAAACAGGUGGCCGAGAUGGAGAAGGCAAAGGCUGACAAGAAACGGGCCACAGAAGUUUCCAAGCCACAGCCCAAAAGGCCCCGUGCAAAUGCCAUAGCCCACGGGCCUCGGGCCCAUAAUGAGAAGAACAACAACUACAGGUACCCCCCACAGCAUUACAUUUACGAGAGGCCGUAUGUCUAUCCGGGGCAUGUGGGCCCGCCUGCAGCCUAUAAUAGCUUCUCACCGGGACAUGUUAACUUCUUUGGGAACGGUGGUUAUCAGUAUCAAACCGCGUACUUGCACUAAUCCCACUAGGAUGAUGAUGAUGAUGAUUGAUUAAUGAGGAUGAUUUAUGAUGAUCCUCUUGACUAUUAGUGAUGACCUUUUAUUUCCUAUUGUGUAAUGCUGAACCUUUUUUAAGAGCUUUUAAUUAAGUAUUUUGAGGAGAAACUGAAUGAUGGGCAUUUAGAUUAAGCCUUGUUGAACUAAUUUUCCUAGCCUGUUGUGUUGUGAAAGCUAAUAUCCUCAUGUUGUAAUGGAUGUAUUGUAUUCUACCCUUUUUCUUUUUUUUUUUAUUUUUUCUUUCU
Molecule: messenger RNA, 2102 nt
Organism: Striga asiatica
Lineage: Eukaryota; Viridiplantae; Streptophyta; Magnoliopsida; Lamiales; Orobanchaceae
Source: the annotation of a GenBank genome assembly